AGGGGGGUUGGCUAAUCUACCAGCUGCAACCUUUCCUGGCCGCGAACGCCACUCUCACCCUUCCUCAUCUCUCUUGAUGACCUAAUUGGCGAGCAGGUCAACUAUGGAACAGGUUUCGCUCAUGUUCUCCACUUUCUUCCAAAUUUAAUGUUUAAAAGAAGGCAAAUGUGAGCAGCGGUGGCUCUUAUUUUCUCUCCCCCACCGCACGCUGCACUUCUUUCACCGAGUCACCUUCGCGUCUUCAGUUCACCUGACACUUCUGACACCGCGUUGGUGUUCUUGCACAAGUUUUGUUAAGUCCAUCCGGAUCGCCAUUGGGAUCCAGUAGCACUUUCGGACGCACUUCGACACAGCAAACGAAACUUCUGCCGGUCCUUCGGGGUGUCUCAAGUUAAGCCACAAGAUGAGUAUCAAAUCUGACUCCGAGCCAAACAACAAUGUCUCUAUUGAAGAGGAGGUACGAACUCUGUUUGUCAGUGGUCUGCCAACAGAUAUCAAACCGCGGGAACUCUACCUGCUUUUUCGUCCAUUUAAGGGUUAUGAGGGUUCACUAAUCAAGUUAACAUCAAAGCAGCCUGUUGGGUUUGUAACCUUUGACAGUCGUUCCGGUGCAGAAGCGGCAAAAAACGCAUUAAACGGGGUUCGAUUUGACCCUGAAAACCCGCAGACCCUCCGGUUAGAGUUUGCUAAAGCCAACACGAAGAUGGCAAAGAGUAAGCUGAUGGGCACUCCGAAUCCCACAAAUAUCCACCCAGCUCUAGGAGCUCACUUCAUAGCACGGGACCCAUAUGACUUGACAGGGGCAGCGUUGAUCCCGGCAUCUCCGGAGGGCUGGUCUCCUUAUCCGCUCUACACGCAGGAGCUCAGCCCUGGCCUGCCCCACACUGCUUUCACAUACCCAGCUGCGGCGGCAGCUGCCGCUGCUGCACUUCAUGCACAGAUGCGCUGGUAUCCCUCCACAUCAGAGUCUUCCCAACCUGGAUGGAAGUCACGGCAGUUCUGCUAAAUUCCCAGUGUGCAAUAACCAUUUCUCUUCAAAUGUCGCUUUGUAGAUUCUGUUUAAAAGCACUCCAGUUCAUUUGAACUUUUUGUUUUUGGAUGUCUUUACUCCUUUGGAAUUAUGCCAUGAAGAGAUGAAAUUGAUUUGCAUUUCCAACUGCACACAUUAUUAGAAAUUUAUAGAUGGGACGGUAGACAUUGGUAAUUCUUAUUAGAUCAAUUUCGUUUUUUCAAUUAUGAUAGUAAGACCUUUUUGUUCAUUUAUUCAUUUAUUGCGUCUGAUGGAUAGAAGACAAUCAGCUGAAACGCAGACAUUGAGCAUGUCAGUUUCGGCAUGAUGUGUAGAUCUGUGCAUCAUAGUACAUGUCCUGCAGCCUUGUUGGGUGUAACCUUAUUGUCUUGUUAGUCUUUUGUAGCUUGAUCUUUGAAUUUGCUUAUGUGAAAACAGUGGCCAAUUCAUGUUACGAUGGGUAUUAUAUUCUCCAAGCAGACACCCCCCUUCCCCCCCCCCCCAUUUCCACUUUAGCGUAUAACCAAGUGUCUGACAAUGUAGCAAAAUAUGACGAGACAAUCUCAAUAUAGUAUGUGGGGUGAGAAGAGUUUGUGCAAUUAAAUAAGUAAUCUGUAUAAGUUAUUUGUAACUCUUUCUUUGUAUUGUGUUUCUGAUUUUUGCAUCAAUGUACUUUAUAGUAGUUUCAGAGAUUACAUAGUAAUUUUCUUUGGUUUGACUGUGUCAGUGUGGCACAACUAACAAUAUGGACGGCAGAUUUGGCUGCUAUUAAAUUGCUGUUUCAAGGUAAUACUCUGAAAAUAAUGAUAUGAUACAAUGGUGCAUGAUUUUAAUGUGGGUGUAGUAAUGGUUAAUUCAGACAAUAGAAAUGUAUUUGUAAAAAGAGUUUGGUGUAAAAAAAAAUGCUGUUGUAUGAUAUAGUAUUAAAUGGGAAUGCAUUAAAA
Triplophysa dalaica is the source of this 1953-nucleotide messenger RNA. It is a transcript of the gene rbpms2b, whose product is annotated as RNA binding protein, mRNA processing factor 2b. Gene Ontology annotation, molecular function: mRNA binding; protein homodimerization activity. Gene Ontology annotation, biological process: negative regulation of smooth muscle cell differentiation. NCBI's taxonomy places the organism in Eukaryota, Metazoa, Chordata, Actinopteri, Cypriniformes, Nemacheilidae. Bases 404 to 1006 code for a protein of 200 amino acids. The record is from RefSeq and is a predicted model, not a curated record. The transcript has 8 exons.